AUCUCCAUAACUGCCUCACGAGGAGAACCAAGGGAAGUGAGUUUUGACAACAGGUUGGCUUCUCAGGAUAUACUCUUCUGAAGAAAUUGUUACGAACCUGCUUUCCUCCUGGAAAAAAAGACAUUUAAGGAGCUGAAGAUGGCACAGAAGACAAAUAUGUGGCUAAGAACGAUGAUUUUUGGUGGACUCGUUUGUACUGGAAUAUUCUUGUUUUCAGGAGAUGGACUGAGAGAUGUUAUUCUUGGAAAACGUGCAUAUGACGAAUCAUCCUUCUUCUUUUAUUUGGAGAUCACCAAUCGAACAUUUGACAACUCUCUUCUGGAUCCAUCCUCCGACUACUACAAGAGUUUGGCAUAUGAGGUGGAGGACCUGAUGGAUACUGUUUUCAAUUGUUCCGCAUGCUCUACUAGUCAGGGAUAUGGAGGGACGUCUGACAUAUCAUUCAGCAAGGGCUCCUUGGUCCAUGUGAAGAUGACGCUGGAUUUCUACGACAUACCGAUCAAUCAGUUUGUCGUCAAGUUUUUCUUCCUUCGGGAGGUGAAAGCGAAUCCACCGAAAUACCUCAACAUCAACCUCGAUUACACAGAGAAUGUGCAGACGCCUGUGAUUGCUACAACUGAUGAGACACCAACCACACCAAUGGCAACCCAAACCACACCAAUGGCAACCCAAACCACGUCUCCAAUGGAGACCCAAACCACCUCUCCAAUGGCGACACAAACAAACAGUCAAAUGCCGACCCAAACCAGCCUUCCGAGUCCGGUAACACACAUGGUCAACAACAGCACAGUCUCCCACAGCAGCAGCCACCCAGCUACUCGGUCCACAAAUGGUACAAGUGGAUCCAGCACCAGCAUCCAACCAACUAUGCCUACAGGUCUUCCUCUACCGACAGGAGGGAGCGGCAUGUCAACCUCAGCCCAGGUGAUAACACCAGACCAUGGGAAGACUGCCACCAGCAGCAGCAGCACCACCACCACCACCGCCGCCACUGGGCCUGACUCAAGGCAGCGGCCAUAUUGGUUUGACUGGGUGCCAGGAUGGGCCAUCGCUCUGCUGGUGCUGGCAGCAGUCACACUACUGCUCCUCAUCCUCCUCCUUAUCGCUCUGCUGGUGCGAUGGUGCUGCAGGAAAGAGAAGAAGCCCAUGCCCGUGUCUGACCCCUACCCACCCCCUUUCAACCCCAGCUCAGCGCCUAGCUACACAUCUCACUCUCCAGCAUCUGCACCAAAAGUCUUGAGUGAAGAUCAUCCUGAAGCAAAGAGGAAUAGAACUGGGCUAUAUAUUGUGAAUCCCUGAUUCCACAGUAAAAAAAGAGAUGAUCACAACACACUGCAAACUUCCCAGAUGAACAUCAAGACACUGAUGUGAUGACCGAUUGGAAAGCAGAGUGGACACCGUGGAAAGCAGCUAAUUGUCCAUCUAAUGUAUGAACUGAACGUUGUGUAAUUCGAAAUGAAGUGCGGGUCAAGUGUUAA
Messenger RNA from Engraulis encrasicolus (European anchovy), 1478 nucleotides. RefSeq names its product mucin-17-like. The record is from RefSeq and is a predicted model, not a curated record. The coding region runs from base 139 to 1299 and encodes 386 amino acids. The transcript has 9 exons. NCBI's taxonomy places the organism in Eukaryota, Metazoa, Chordata, Actinopteri, Clupeiformes, Engraulidae.